UUCGAAAAAAUGAAAAUGAAGAAAGGAAAGAAGCAGAGAAAGUCUGGAGCUCAUAAUCGCGGAAAUGUAGAUGCUCUAAGUCAAAAAGAUGCCCUUUAUCAUCAGGAAAAAUUCGUGAAGAAGCUACAGAAGCAAAAGUUUUUGGAAAAUAAAGAAAUUGAACUAGCAAGACAGCCUCAUUGCUUGGUUAUUCAUCGCGGAGACGUCGGAAAGUACGUGAAGGGCCUGGAGUCGGAUUUGAGAAAUCUCGUCGAGCCGAAUACAGCGAAAAACUUGAAAAUUCUCAAAAGAAACAAUAUCAAGGAUUUUAUCGUGAACGGUGCGGUACUUGGAGUCACCAAUAUGAUGGUUCUCACUUCCAGUGAUGCUUCCUUGCAGCUGAGAAUGAUGCGUUUCUCCCAAGGACCGACGUUAUCGUUUAAAGUUAAACAAUACUCCCUGGCUCGCCACGUUGUUAAUUGUCAAAAGCGACCAGUUGCCACUGAUAAACUGUUCAAAUCCUCGCCGCUCGUUGUGAUGAACGGAUUUGGCGACGGAACGCAGAAGCAUCUCUCAUUGGUUCAGACUUUUAUUCAGAAUAUGUUCCCUUCCAUUAAUGUCGAUACGAUUCAACUUGGAAACCUGAAACGCUGCCUGAUCGUCAGUUAUGACGAAGAAACUGACGAAAUUCAAAUGAGGCAUUUCGCAAUUCGAGUCGUCGCCUCAGGCCUCAACAAGUCUGUGAAAAAGCUUAUGCAAGCGGAAAAGACGAUGGGAAAGAAUAUUCCGAAUUUGAGUACCUACAAAGACAUCAGUGACUACUUUUUGAACCCCGGACAGCUCAGCGAUUCCGAAUUCGAAGGAGAUCAGCAAGAAGUCGAACUACCACAGGACAUUUCAGAAGGACGUGGCUGCGGAGUUGGCCAGAAGAGCAACGUCCGUCUUCACGAGAUCGGACCCCGACUGACUCUGGAACUCGUCAAAAUUGAAGAAGGAAUCGAUGAGGGAGAGGUGCUCUAUCACAAGCAUAAUGCGAAGACUCCAGAUGAACUGAUAAAACUGAGAGCUCAUAUGGACAAGAAGAAGCAGAUGAAGAAGCGUCGUGAGCAGGAAAGUGAGCAACGUGUCAUUCGAAGACUUACGAUUGUCAAGGAGCAACAGGAUGCUGAGGAGGCAGAGGUGAAGGCGAUUCGAGAGAAUGCUGCUCGUAAGCAAGCUGCCGCUACUGGACAAGUUGAAGAAGUUGAGAAUCAGAAGGAGAAGGAUAGAGAGAUUGCGAUGAAUCGGGAAAGAGAUCUGAAGCGUGCCAACGAGGAAUGGGGUACAUCUGAAGCCUCGAAGCGUCCAAGAUAUGAGGAUAGUCGUGGGGGAUUCCGAGGUGGAUUCAGAGGAAGAGGAGAAGAUCGUGGAGGCUUCCGCGGACGUGGCGGAGAUCGUGGAGGCUUCAGAGGUCGCGAUCGUGAUGGAGGUGGCUUUAGAGGAAGAUCCGUGGAUCGUGGUGGCUUCCGUGGAGGUGGUGGCGACCGAGGAGGCUUCAGAGGACGUUCAUCAGAUCGUGGUGGAGAUCGUGGAGGCUUCCGUGGAAGAUCGGGAGAUCGUGAUGGAGGAUUUAGAGGUGGAUUCGGAGGACGUGGUGGCGGUGGUUUCCGUGGAGGCGAUCGAGGAGGAUUCAGAGGACGCGGCGGAGGUGGUGGAUUCCGUGGUGGGCGAGGUGGAGAUCGAGGCGGCGGUUUCCGAGGAGGUCGUCGUUAAUUCUGAUAUCAGUUGUUGUUUUUUGCAAUUUGUUGUUUCUCCAUUCUCCAUUUUUAUUUUUUUAAAUGUUCGUUAUUGUUAUCGUUAUAAUCAUGAAUUUAUCAGACUGU
Molecule: messenger RNA, 1841 nt
Organism: Caenorhabditis elegans
Lineage: Eukaryota; Metazoa; Nematoda; Chromadorea; Rhabditida; Rhabditidae
Gene: lpd-6
Product: Brix domain-containing protein
Exons: 6
Coding region: 10-1731 (573 amino acids)
Biological process (GO): rRNA processing
Molecular function (GO): rRNA binding
Source: RefSeq, marked reviewed